Molecule: messenger RNA, 8768 nt
Organism: Gadus morhua (Atlantic cod)
Lineage: Eukaryota; Metazoa; Chordata; Actinopteri; Gadiformes; Gadidae
Gene: alk
Product: ALK receptor tyrosine kinase
Exons: 29
Coding region: 754-6132 (1792 amino acids)
Biological process (GO): cell surface receptor protein tyrosine kinase signaling pathway; positive regulation of kinase activity; regulation of neuron differentiation
Cellular component (GO): signaling receptor complex; plasma membrane
Molecular function (GO): ATP binding; transmembrane receptor protein tyrosine kinase activity
Source: RefSeq, a predicted model, not a curated record
UGGUGCCCAUAACGCAAACGGCUCGUGCCGUCGAUGUUCUGUUGGCUCCUCGCUUGGGAUUCGAAAGAAGGGAAAUAAAGGCUUUUAUUGACGUCAAACGUGAAUGUAAAUGAGCUCAACAGGCGACGACAGCGACGACGAAACGACCCUCCACCGGAUCACAUCGCACCAAACGAUUACGCGUUCUUCCAGAUCGAGCCACCCCCGAGUUUUUCCUUUGCUUUGCUUUUAUUGAACCAAAGCUUUCACCAACACUCGUUGAAAAGAAAGUUGAACUGAAGAUGUGGAGCUGACGGUCAAAACUAUCCCUCCAUGAAUCUGGAGUCAAGGGGUAAGUCGCUGCGAUAGUGCGAUCUGAUUGCAGAGAGAGAGCCGCCAGCGGACACCAGGAGACAAGGAGUCUUUUUAGAGCCACCGGUGCGGACCCCACCGGCAUAUCAAUCACUGUCCCGGAGAAGGGAGGCGUCUGAUUCAGGAGCGAGGGGGAUUCUGGAGCACAGGUCUGGAUUCUGAGAUCCAAGAGAAAGAGGACGAGGACAGAGAAAUUUGCCGAAAACCAAAUGUGAACCCAAAACCUACUCCUCCUCCUCAUCUUGCCGCGGGUGCGCACCGGCGCAGAGGAUCGGGACCCGCAGCAUCAUCGAUUCGCGGUUUGAUUUGGGAAGCCGUUCUGGACGCGCCAUAGGUGACCGUGGCGAGCGAUACACUUGGAGCUAGGAUUCCCCCUGAAGAGGAACAUACCCAUUUUGAAGCAUGAAGAUCAGGAUAUUGUUUUUGUUCGUUUGGUCUGCGGCAUUUUUGGCGGAGCUGCAUUGCGCGCAGUGGCCAAGGACCACCAACGGGUUCGAUGCCCCUACGACGGGCUCGGGCAACACCAGUGUGGACGCCGGUGGUGGCAAAAGGGAUAUGAAUCAAACAAUAAGUUCCAGGCAAAAGAGAAGAAACCUGGCAGUGGAUUUUGCGGUGCCUUCUCUGCUGCGCAAUUAUCUGAGCGAGUUCAUCAAAAGACCGCUGAACGGGGAUUGUCUGACUUUUAAUGGCUGCUAUACUGUGCGUGCCAACUUGCAGAUGCAUUGCAUACCUUUGCAAAAGACAAUAUCAACUUUUGCGGACUCGAAGUUGGCCGCGGUUGAGACGGCUGGCGCGAACGCGUCCACCGCCGGUAGGCUCCCGCCUCACGUCAGCACGCGGCCGCUGUCCAAAGUUCUGAGUCUGGGCUUGACUAAAGCCAGCCGAAAAUCGAACCAAGUCGUGGUGGAAAUAGGGGAGGAUGUGGUGAGGACGGGAUGCGGCGGACUGUUGGUCUACGAGGAUGCCCCCGUAUUUACUUUGGAAAUGGACCUGACAUCUAUCCUUGAGUGGUGGCUCGGAGCGGAAGGGGGCCGGCUCAGGGUUCGGCUCAUGCCCGAGAAAAGAGCCCAGGUCCCCGGGAUGGAGGACAAAUACACCGCGGCUAUACGGGCUGCGGACCCACGCCUCUUUCUUCAGAUAGCCUCUCGGGGUGAGCCGUUGGCUGGCAGGAACGAGGCGGGCGUUCCCAGAGGCUACUGGAACUUCUCCUGGGUGGCAGAGGACAAGUUGGGCUUCCCCAGGGCCCGAGUGCCCGCUCCAGAUCGCAGAUGCAACAGCAACAGCAAGUCGUGUGACAAGCAGCCCGCGCUCAACCCUGAGGUGACAUGGAGCAUCGUGGCGGCCGAAGACCCUCACCCGGACGGGGACGACUGGAGGAACGAGGACAAGGAGGGAAGCCCCCAGGGGUGGGAGGAAGGUCAGUUCCUCUGGGUGAACGGCUCCGUGUUCGGGGGACCGUGGGUGCUGAGUCCCUGGCUCUGGGGGGGCCCCGACCCCUGUGGCUUGGACAUGGCCGUGUUCCUCCACCCUCGGCAGAGCGGGCGCUACACGGUGUGGAUCAUAGAGCGAGACAAACCCCCGCUGGCCCUGCUGUCCACAGACACCCUGCCUCGCAUCACCGGCUGGGCGGUGGUGCACCUCACGCUGGGGACCCGCGGCGGCGCCCCCUUCCGGAUCUCCACCAGCUACGACCGGCCGGUGAGUAGGGACACCCCGGCCACCAUCGAGCCCCGCUUCACCACCAACUGCACUGUGGAGUCUGACCUGGUCUCCAACAUCACUCUGGAGGGGAGCUACAGCUGCCACCGGGGACCGCUCCUCUCGCUGGACAAACUGUGUGACUUUGUGGUUGACUGUCCUCUGGGGGACGACGAAGGCGACGUCUGCCGUCGCUUCCUCAAUGGUAGCUACUGCUCCUUCGAGGAUGAAGACUGCGGCUGGCGGUCUGUGACAGGUCGCGGUGCCACUUGGAGACGGCUGCAGACUCCAGUCAAGCCUUCCAGGCUCAGCUGCCCAUCAUCAGGGGCUGCGUUCAGUGUUGAAGGAGGCCAGUCCAAAGGUCAACACGGCUCGGAACUAUUGAGAAGCCCUCUCUUCCCACCGCCGCUGAGGAACUCGCCGUGCAUAGUGCGCUUCUGGCUGUGUUCCGGAGGGCAGCAGAAGGGGGCGCUGUCCCUCUGGAUGGUGCAGAACACCACAGGCCAGGAGGACCUGCCCCUGUGGCGCUCCACUAGUGAGCUGAGAUCAGAGAGGGGCUGGAAGCAAGUUGCCCUCCCGCUCUAUGGACUGGCAGACUGGUUCUGGCUACAGUUCAGUACUGAAGAUGGUCCAGGUCCCGGUUCGGCCAUUUCCCUUGACAACAUCUCCUUCAGCAUGGACUGUUUCCUGGCCUCCAAUGGCGAGUUUCCACCCGUGGCCACGAGCACGGCGAGACUGCCACUCGGACCAACCAAUCAGAACAUCAGGACGACCACCCCGUCCAAUGGCAACCCUCCUGGACGUCCCUUCCCUCCGGAUGACUCCAAAAAGUGGAUCUUCCACACCUGCGGGGCCUCCGGCCCAGAGGGCCCGACCCCCAGCCAGUGCAGCAACUCCUACCGCUACACCAACGUCAACAUCACCCUGGGCACCAGGGGCCCCUUCAAAGGCGUCCAGAUGUGGCGGGUCCCCGAGACCGGCACCUACAGGAUCACGGCGUACGGGGCGGCGGGCGGGCGCAGCGUGCUGGCCGUGACCGGGUCCCACGGCGUCUACAUCACGGCGGACUUCCGGCUGCAGAAGGGAGAGCUGCUCCACAUCCUGGUGGGACAGAAGGGCGAGAGCGCCUGUCCCAAUUCCAACAUGGUGCCCAGUAGGAUUUGCGCUGAGCAGAGCUCCCCGCUGGUCAACAAGUCCCAGGUCAAGUGGGGCGGAGGGGGAGGGGGCGGAGCCACCUACGUCUUUAAGGUCAACAGGGACGUGUACAUCCCCCUCAUCAUCGCCGCUGGGGGAGGGGGCAGGGGCUACAGCAGCCAAUCAGACAGCCAAAUGGAGCAGAUGGACUAUGACCCCAGCCAACCGGGGCGCAGCGGGAAGUCCAACGCCGCGGGCGGCGGCGGGGGCUGGAACGACAGUGCCCCUGCCAGUCAGGGCGGGAGACCCCUGGUGCUCGGGGGCCACGGAGGCCAGUCGUGUCAGAAGCUGUGGCCGACCCACGGGGGGUUUGGGGGCGGAGGCGGCGGCUGCAUCUCCGGAGGCGGUGGAGGGGGCUUCAGAGGUGGCAACACCUCGGUGGACAACAACGCCAGGCACGACGGCGGAGACGGCUCGUCCUUCAUCAGCCCAGACGGAGAGACGUUCCUUGAUGCUCUCAAAGGUAUGGAGGCGGACGGGGAGGUCCUCAUCAGCCCUGUGCAGAACUGUAGUCACUGUGAGAGCAGCGACUGCCAUAAGGUGGAGUCGGGCACCCUCUGCUACUGCGACGGCGACCUCGUCCUGGCUCCCGACGGGACGUCCUGCGUCAACGCCACAGUGGUGUCCCUGGGAGCCCCUCAGCAGCCCUCCCUGUCCCACCUGGCCCUGGGCCUCUCCGUGGGCACCUCAGCCCUCAUCGCCGCCCUGCUGCUGGCCGUGUCCGGAGUGAUGAUCAUGUACAGACGGAAGCACACAGAGCUACAGUCCAUCCAGCUGGAGCUCCAGAGCCCUGACUGUAAGCUGAGCAAGCUGCGGGCCUCUACCAUCAUGACCGACUACAACCCCAACUACUGCUUCGCCGGCAAGACGGCGUCCGUCAACGACCUGAAGGAGGUGCCGCGCCGAAACAUCUCCCUCACCAGGGGUCUGGGUCACGGGGCUUUCGGUGAGGUGUACGAGGGUCUGGCCGUGGGCAUCGCGGGGGAACCAAGUCCCAUGCAAGUAGCAGUGAAGACACUUCCCGAGGUCUGCUCUGAGCAGGAUGAGCUCGAUUUCCUAAUGGAGGCUUUGAUUAUUAGCAAGUUCAGCCACCAGAACAUUGUGCGCUGCAUAGGGGUCAGCCUGAAGGCUCUGCCCAGGUUCAUACUGCUGGAGCUCAUGGCCGGAGGAGACCUCAAGUCCUUCCUGAGGGAAACCAGGCCGCGGCUGGAGCAGCCUUCCAGUCUGUCCAUGGUGGACCUCCUCAACGUGGCCAGAGACAUCGCCAGGGGCUGCCAGUACCUGGAGGAGAACCAGUUCAUACACAGGGACAUCGCCGCACGGAACUGCUUGCUGACCUGCAAGGGACUAGGAAGAGUGGCCAAGAUCGGGGACUUUGGGAUGGCCCGGGACAUUUACAGGGCCAGUUACUACAGGAAAGGAGGGCGUGCCAUGCUUCCGGUGAAAUGGAUGCCACCGGAAGCCUUCAUGGAGGGCAUCUUCACCUCCAAGACCGACACGUGGUCCUUUGGGGUCCUCCUGUGGGAGAUCUUCUCCCUGGGUUACAUGCCCUAUCCCAGCCGUAGUAAUCAGGAAGUCCUGGACUUCGUUACCAACGGGGGACGGAUGGACCCUCCAAAGAACUGCCCUGGUCCAGUGUACCGCAUCAUGACCCAGAGCUGGCAGCACCAGCCUGAGGACAGGCCCAACUUUUCCACCAUCCUGGAGAGGAUCGACUACUGCCUACAGGACCCUGACGUGGUGACCACGCCCUUGCCGGUGGAGUACGGCCCGAUGAUGGAGGAGGAGGAGCAGGCGGCAGCCAAUCCCGACGACGCCUCGGUGCCGGCCAUCCUGGUGGUCGGUCCGACCCCGGACGGCCACAGCGGAGGAGGCCAGCCUCCCCCCCCCUCCUACCCCGGGGAGGAGACCCGGAGGGGUGGAGGCGCAGGUGGAGGGGACGUAGCCGGCCCUGGUACUCCCGACGCCAAAGCUCAGCUGGCUGCCCAGCAACCCUCGCUGUGCCUGCGGCAGCACCAGCACCAGAUCCUGCAGCCCUCCUCUGCCGCCACCACCACCACCGCCGCCUCCACCUCCUCCUCCGCCUCCUCCACCUCCUCCUCCGCCGCCGCCCAGCCCGUCUGCGAGGGCGGCCACGUCAACCUGGCCUUCGCCCAGGGCCAGCUGCCACAAGAGAAGGACCGCAACGGCAAGCCCAGCAGCCUGUGGAACCCCACCUACGGCUCCUGGUUCCUGCAGCAGCAGCAGAGGAAGCAGCAGCAGCAGCAGCAGCAGCAGCAGCAGCAGCAGCAGCAGAGGCAGGGCUUCAUGGGGGGCGGCGGGGGCAGCAGGGUGCCGGGGGAGGGCCAGGAGCAGGUGGGGCGGACGGUGGCGGAGGCGGCUGGCGCCCUGGGGCUCCAGCACCAACACAAGCAGUUCCAGCACCAACUCCAACUGCAGCAGCAGCAGCAGCAGCAGCAGCAUCAGCUCCAGAUGCUUCACCACCACCACCACCAGCAGCAGCAGCAGCAGCAGCAGCAGCAGCAGCAGCAGCAGGGGAUGUGCAGACCCCUGCUGCCCCCACCCCCUCCCCCUGCCUCCCAGUCGCCCCUGCUCCUGGACUCGGCCGGUCUUCACCAGGUGCCCCUCUACAGACUGCGGCGCUUCCCCUGCGGGAACAUCGGCUACGGCUUCCAGGAGCAGGGGGUGCCCUUGGAGACGGCCAACCCCCCCCCGACGUUGCUCCAGCCCCCAGCUCCGUCGGCGGGCAGCAUCACCACCACCACCUCCUCCUCCACCAUGGGUCGCUCAAGCAUGUCGGAGGACAGCCGCCCGCUGCUGGUAACCAUGGGGACGGUGCAAGACCCCAGGCUGCCGAGGAUGGAGGGGCACAAUGCCACCGUGCUUUAGCCUGAUUGGUCACCUUGUUUUUUUUUAGUACUCUCAACAAAAAGGCCCCUGUAUGGAAGCACAGAAGGGACCGCACGGUCAGGAUGGAAACACAAACCUUUUGGAAUGUAAACCAAAUGUAGCAUUGCUCUGAAGCCACAGACUGCGGUGGGUUUUUACAGUGAACUCAACUAAACAUUGUCACAAAUGAUUUACCGUACAUUGAUCCCACGUUAUUUGUUUAGCUAGCUAGGGUUAACCGCCAGCUGUGACGCCAGAUGUAAAUGGCUUUUAAACGUUUAGCUUACAUUCCAGAAAGUGUUCAUACACAACUCCCCCCACCAUUCCACUCGACGGGUUGCUUUGGAGCAACGGAAACCUGGGCUGAGCUAAGCCUAGCCUCAUAUGUGGCCCUUGCUCUGUGAUACACCAUCACGGAUGGCCGCAGUACACGGUGUCCUUUGAUUCUUUUAAAUCCACUUUGUCGGUUGUUCAUGUUCAUGUUUACAAGGUCAGCGCUCCAAACAAGGUUGGGCUCUUUGCCCUUACAUGCUCCUCAGGCAUGAGCAUAUACGACGUAAACAUCGGACGACGAAGCAACACCAUAAUUUGAAAGGACAUUUGUGCCAGUACUCAAGGUAAUGAUAAAUGAAAAUAAAAAAUAAAGGUUUUCUAAAGGCCAAUUCAGAGGAACAUAUGGGGCUGAGCUCACCCAAGCUUGGGAGACAUUUGAAGGUAGUUAUGCUGCAAAGGUCUAUUACUUGGAUAUGGACGUGAGAAUAAUACUUUGAAAUGUGUACUUGUGCAACAAAUUCACAUUUGUUUAAAUUUACAAACAAAAUAGUUGUAUACACAUGGAUCAUUACCUAUUGAACGAUAUAUACUUUAUCUUCAUUCUUGUUCUUCAGUUUCACACUUAGUAUUUCUGGAGUGACCAAUUAAGCAAUUAUGCAUAGAUACAUAUUUUUAGUUGUAGUGACAGUGAAAUAAAUGAUUAUACGAUUAUUUGUUCAGGUCUAAAACCACACAUUUUUUACUUAUGCCGAAGACUUUAAAUUUAAAACACAGGUGUGUGAAUGUUGUAAUGUACACAUUUCAAAAUUUGAGGUUGGAUAUUUUUCUACAACUUUGCACAUCCUAUUCUACAAGUACACAAGCAUAGUAGGUGACGACAAUACAUUUUCAUACUGACCCCCCCCCCCCCCCCAUUCACUGAUGGAUGCUAAAGCACAUCAAAGUACUGAAAACACUAGGAAAAGCGAAUGAUGCAGAGUACAGCAUAGUUUUAAGAGUAAAAAAUGUUAUUUUUUUAGCUCUGAAUGGACUAAGAAUGCGUGAGACGAUGCCGUGGAAUGCGUGAAAGGAAAGGCGGCAGUGGCAAAGAAAGACACGGGGAGCUCUCCACUACAUCUCCCAGACUCAUGUGUUAAUGGACUGCUGCGGAUGUCCUGUUUUGUCCUUUGUGUGACCACGGAUGGGCAGGAUGCUAUUUUGACUUGUUCGGAGAGGCGAGAUUGGCCUAAGCACUUGCUAUGCCCGCCAGCAGCAAAAUGCGCCAGUCUGUUCCCAAGGCUUUGCCUUGGGAACAGCCUUGUCCCUAAUCCAGUUCCCUGUGGAUUUCACAUUAUAUCGCAUAACACCUUGCCAUCCGACUACUUUUCAAAGCAUACCAAUGCAUUGGACACUGAUACCAGAGACAUUUUUUAUGGAAACAAUAACAAGAAAAAAAAGAUGGGGAAAUGUGUGUUGAUGUUCACUAGCCUGCUCGUUAAUUUAUUCAUUAGUUUAUUUAUUUGGAAAAAGGCCCUAUUAAUAAUUCAUGAAUCUGCUUCUCUAGGUCUAAAACAAAUUCACUUUACAUAAGCUUGAUUUCAUUUAGGCCCCUUAACUGAAUAUAUAUAUUUUUUUUUUUUGUUCUUUUGUAACAAAGGAAAACAAAUUAAAGGCGGGUAAAUAGGUCAUAAAUAAUACAGCACAUAGAAUGUCAGAAGCAUUAUGGAAACAUUCUGUAAUGCACUAUGAGGAUUCAAUUUGUGGAUAUGUAAGAUAUUCAAUAAAUAUCAAAAGUCAAUGAGGAUCAGAAGCUGUAAGAGAUUUAAAAAAAAAGUACCUGGAACAAUAUGCUUGAGUAGGUUUGCAUCAACAUUAAUUAACAUUUAUUUACAGUUCAUACACAGACGUUAAAGUCAAAACACUUAUUUAACCGUUGUUUUCAACUUUUAAUCAUUAUUUUUACAAAAAAAUGUAAUAAAAGGAGAAAAAAUACAAAAACAAAGACAACAAAAGAUUUGGGAUAUGGUCUAUUUCACAUAUUUUGGAACCAGAGAAGUAUUGGGUAUAACCGAAUAAAUUGUUAACUUUAAAUUGCUUCUUUUUACAAAUGCUACGCAAGCGCCACGUGUUCCUUGAAUUGCAUAUUGUUUUCAUUAUCCUGAACAAAGAAUGACUGUUUUGAAACAACAAAAGUAUCACAGACAUUGAGCAUUGAAACACCAACUAUGAACUGCUUUUGUUACCGGCUUCUUCUGCCAUGCCCUCUCGUCACACAUUUCCGCACCACAUGGUUUCUGUGUAACAAGACAUCUAUUUUUUUUUACUUGCACAACAAGUAUCCGUUUUUCCUUCAUGACGUGUGUGUGUGUGUGCGUGUGUGUGUG